Molecule: messenger RNA, 1461 nt
Organism: Puccinia triticina
Lineage: Eukaryota; Fungi; Basidiomycota; Pucciniomycetes; Pucciniales; Pucciniaceae
Exons: 11
Coding region: 1-1461 (486 amino acids)
Molecular function (GO): glutamine synthetase activity
Source: RefSeq, a predicted model, not a curated record
AUGGCUCAUGCAUCUGAGGCGGGCUCCGAUGUAGCCCAACCCAAAUUCGUUCGGUUGUGCUGGAUUGAUUUGACUGGACGAGUUCGAUGUAGAGUAGUGCAUAGGACGAGGUACGAGAAGAUGAUUCUAUCCCCCCCUGAAUCCAUCUUGUCAUUACCAGCUUGCGUGAUGGGAUUGGGUCAUCACGAUGAACUGGCGCCUGGGUUCGGUCCCUCAGGAGAUCUUUACCUGCAACCCGACAAGAUUUCGUACCGAGCAUUAACUUACUUUCCUAAUCAUGCAAUGGUCAUGUGUAGUCUUCUAAGGCGAAGGGACCCGGACAGCCAUCAAACAUCCGAAACCCAUACCAAUCACUUUUCCCCCUACCCACUAUGUCCACGAUUCAUCCUGAGUUCAACUCUGCAUUCAGGAAUAGCCGAGAGUGGCGUCUCUUAUCUGAUUGGGUUCGAAAUCGAAGUCGUCUUGCUCAAGUCUUUCCAACCUCUUGAGCCGGUUGAGAGUGGACCACACUUUUGGAGCAGCGCAUCUAGUUUGCGGAAUGGUGGUGCAGGAUUAGCAUGUAUUGAGAAAGUGGUUGGACAUCUGGAAGAGGCCAACAUUACUGUGGAGCAGUGGCACGCUGCAAGCGCAGCAGGGCAGUUCGAACUUGUCCUCAGUCCGCACGCGCCCUUUCAAUCGUGCGAUGAACUGAUAUACGCCAAGGAGCUGAUCUAUAGUGUUGCUCACGAGAUGGGUUUAAAAGCGACAUUCUCGCCCAAGCCCUUCCAAGCUGCACGCGGUACUAGAUCGCCCAUGCAUGUAUCUCUUCAUAAGAAAAACAAGCAACUACCAGACGAUGUAUUGCAAUCGGGGACCUCGUCGUCCUCUCCCACAUCACCCGCUGGUAGAACAAGCCCCACCAUCAACUUCAUCGAAAGUCAUUGGCUGGCGGGAAUAUUGUUACACUUGCCUGCAAUCACAGCUUUCUUGCAACCUUCGUCAUUCUCUUACGACCAAGAAGCAAACAGUUUCUGGAGUGAAGGUACUUGGGCCUUUUGGGGAACGGGAAACAGGUCGGCCCCGAUCCGACUUUGCACAUCGACUGCCACUUCUGGAAUAGCAGUUGCAAAACAUUUUGAAUUGACAACAUGUGAUGCCACUGCAAAUGUUUAUUUGGCACUCAGUGCUGUUCUGACCGCCGGCCUGCUGGGAAUUCAGACGCCUAUCGAUCUUCUGCAUCCUGAUUGUCGUGUUGAUGUAAACAAGAUGACAGCUCAAGAAAGGCAAGCUCACAAGAUCAUCUCACCUUUACCGCGAAGUCUAGAUGAAGCUUUGUUGGCUCUGGAAAAAGACACCACAUUGAGCAAAGCACUUGGCCAAGUAUUUGUACGCGCAUACACAACGACGAAAAUGACCGAAAUCGAACGCUACAAAGCGUUAACAAGCGAGGAACAAAGGCGAUUUGAAUUGGAACAGUAUUGA